This is a messenger RNA of Dermacentor albipictus, 1451 nucleotides long. Its product is annotated as ribonuclease Y-like. The record is from RefSeq and is a predicted model, not a curated record. NCBI's taxonomy places the organism in Eukaryota, Metazoa, Arthropoda, Arachnida, Ixodida, Ixodidae.
UUUUAGCAGACGGCGUUUCUUGCUUUCGAUUUUCGUUUUGUCCGCGCACGUUCGUCUUUUGAUAAGAUACACGCAGGAUAUACUGCAAGUAACAUCCAUUCUAAGUUUGGUGAGACGCACGGUGGUUUACUUCAUAGUUCUGUAAUCGAACAGGAUAGUGGUUUAUAUUUUCUUUGUAGUCGUGGUCCUGCGUCACUGCGUACAGUCUUUGCAAUUCUCCAUCACAGAAGUGCAGCCUGUCGCGAAACUUAACGCUCGCUUUAUCUCAGCUUUAAGAUAUUAACGCACCUCAUCUGAUUUCUAGUAAGUGUUGUAUCUGUUCCGUAUAUUCGUAGGAGGAGAAAUUAAAGUGACACACGGGCGAGCUGCAUAGAUAUGUCGAACGAAGUCGACUUCGACUGCGACGCCGCGGUAUCGGCGCUGUCGUUUAACCUCGAGGAGCUCUCGCUGCGUCAGCAGAGGGACGCCGAUUACGAGAAGGAAGUCGACAGCUUGGAACGCAAGAAGUUUCGCUUGGAAGCGCGUUUGAGGGCCAUCGACCUCAAAGUCGAGCAACUUCGAAGGGACGCCGCUCGACAGGAGUCGGCCAUCUUGCGAGAGCUGGAACGCGAGGCCGAGUCUCUGACGCAAGAAGUGUCCAAAGUUAGGGAAGAAGCCCGCGCGCUGGAACGCCAGUGCUCGCAGAUCGAAGCGAAGUGCGACGCGCUGGAAAAACAGAACGCCGAACUCGGGAGCGCAGCGGCCGAGCUGGAGAGAAGAGUCGAAGAGCUGAAGUCGCAGGACUCCAGUGGCGUCGCCGAAGGAUUCAAGAUGAGAAAGCUGCUGCAGGAAUUUCGCUUUGAGGUCGCUCAGCUGGAGCAGGAGCAGCGCGAGCUGUAUGAAGCAGAGCGCCAGUCCAUGACCCGCGUGGAGUCGCUGCUCACCGAGAGGCUUCGGCGCGUCGACCUCACGCGUCGACUCGAGGCCGACAACGACGCGCUGAGGCUGGCGUUGAUAGAAGCCAGGUCCCGGUCGGCCUGCGGUCCACCGGGUCCUCGCCGGGCCAGUCGUCGCCCUGUCAAAGAAGGUGGCGCCGCCACAGGGAAAGCUGACUUCCGCGUGGGCGGCGUUGACGGCGACGAUAACCAGCGGCAGUCGUUGCAGGAGAUACACCAGCGGCUGUGGGACGACAUCGUCAGGUGGCGCGGAGAGUUCGCUGCGCUUCUGAAGAGAGUCCGCUGCCGCGACACCAGGAAUGCAGCCGUGCAGACGGACCGGGAGCCGAACGAGAAUCGCCCCGAGCAGGCCGCACCUUGAGGCUUUGUCGGCCGUUAUAGCAGUGUCAGUGCAGGCCGCCACUGACAGUGCUGGUUUUCGGAUAUAUAAAACGUAGAUACGCAUUGUUAUUUUGAAACCGAAAGCUUUCUUGUUUGAAAUAAAGGGAUGUACUAGAGAGAAACACUAUAAAUCAA